AUGUAUCAUGAACGGCAGUCACGGCAGAUGUGCCUAGUGCAUGCUCUGAAUGCCCUGUUUCAAAAACGCCAUUUCACGUCGGAAUCUUUAGAUGAGAUUUGUUAUUCUCUCAAUGAUAGUCGGUGGUUCAACCCCCACAGAUCGAUGCUUGGCCUUGGUAACUAUGAUGCGAAUGUAUUGAUGUCAGCGCUUGCAAUGUUACCAGUGGAACGCAUUCGCUUCAAUAACAUAGAUGCACUGAUUGUGAAUAUCCCAACGAAAAACUACAUUCCUUUCUGGAAAGGGCGUCAUUGGUACACAGUACUUCGACAGGCCAACGGCAAGUUCUACAACCUUGACUCGAAACUGGAUAAACCCGAGGAAGUAACUGAUAUCGUCAAGUAUUGUCAUGGACUGCUCUCGAAAACGGCAGAUGCAAAUCAAAUUUUCCUAGUUGGUAAGAGUGAUCCAUCUCUUUAUGUUUCCCCGGAGUGA
This is a messenger RNA of Ostertagia ostertagi, 474 nucleotides long. The record is from the annotation of a GenBank genome assembly. NCBI's taxonomy places the organism in Eukaryota, Metazoa, Nematoda, Chromadorea, Rhabditida, Trichostrongylidae.